Priceomyces carsonii is the source of this 1212-nucleotide messenger RNA. RefSeq lists its product as uncharacterized. The transcript has a single exon. Lineage: Eukaryota; Fungi; Ascomycota; Pichiomycetes; Serinales; Debaryomycetaceae. The record is from RefSeq and is a predicted model, not a curated record. The coding region runs from base 1 to 1212 and encodes 403 amino acids.
AUGAUUCUUUCGUUAAAAUACUUAACCUUGGGGUUAUAUUUGUCCCUUUGUAGGGCUAUUAUAAUAGACAGUCAAAAAAGCGGAAAUUUUCUGGUGCUGUUUCAAAUUUUUUAUGAUGACGAGGGUGAGUAUUUCAUGGCCGGUGAGGAUAUGUCUUUUAGCGUUAAGGAUUGCCAAAAUGACGAUGUGUGUCCAAAAAUAUCACCUGUUGGUAACGUUGGUGACUUUUUCCUGAAAGUUAAUUCUUAUGACUUCUUUAAGUCUGCAUUGGAAAUGAACAAAAAUUCCUUCAGUGAAAACUUGAAUCAAACUGGUGGCUUCUUUCAUUCAUGGCAAUUUGAUGACAAGGGAAAUCGAUUACAUUCAUUUCAUUUCGAUCAUAAAUAUAAAUUAAUUAUUGUUGUGCCUUGUUAUCUAUUCAGUAUCAUACUUUGCACGUUCCUUUACUAUGCCAAACGAGAAACAUUAGUGAAAAUGAACUUUAAGAUGAAUAACAUAUCUAAGCUACUUUUGAAGUAUGCCACAUUAAAGAUAAUCGUCUCACUGCUAUAUCUAAUGCUGCUAGUAUUAUUUGACGAUCAUGGAAUCAAUAUUUUUGGUAGCAAAAGUUUAUUGUUAGUAUUCUGCUUUUUAAACUAUGUUUUGCUUUUGCUUGGAUAUGCUUUGGUUAUCUUAUUUGUUGCUGGAUACUACACAAUUUUCUUCACAUUUACGAACUGUAAAAAAGUAUUAAUCAAUGUCACUGUAUUAGUACUUCUUCAAGGAAUAUUUUUACUUCCAAUGCUAAUUAAUCAGUGUAAUAUGAUAAUGCACACCAACAUUCCUUACUUUGGCGAGAACAUGAUAUUUAGGGUCCUUUAUAUCAUAUGGAGGAUCGUAAUGGCCAUCAACAUUUUGUGUCUAGCUUAUUACACGUAUAUAGGAAAAUCCAAUAAGGACCGAAAAUUCCUUAUUUCAUGUUGCAUAAUCGGAGGCGGUUAUCUAUUGAAUCCUUUUAUUAUUGUUCCUGAAGGUGGAGGUCAAUUAUUAUAUUUUUUGAAAAAGAGCUUUAUUUUAUCAGAGCUGCUUUUCGAUAAUGAUUGGACGGAUGGUAUCCAUAUCCCCGAAGUUAUUGAACUCUUAAUUAUUGCGUCACUUAUGUACAUUUGGAGAGAUAAGUAUGUCGAAGAUGAUGAACUCGAAUACAAGGAAUCGAGUUUGUAUGAAACUUAA